Messenger RNA from Amorphotheca resinae ATCC 22711, 753 nucleotides. RefSeq lists its product as hypothetical. The transcript has 2 exons. The record is from RefSeq and is a predicted model, not a curated record. Bases 1 to 753 code for a protein of 250 amino acids. Lineage: Eukaryota; Fungi; Ascomycota; Leotiomycetes; Helotiales; Amorphothecaceae.
AUGUCUUCCAAAACCAAUACCUUCAAGUUCGAAGCUAGUUCUCCUUUUCCCCUCUCCAUUGCGACCAACAACUCCAGACUUACGCUUACCUCCCUCCCCCCUGAACUGCGGGUCAUGAUCUACGAGCUUGUCCUCGUCAUCGACAAACCAAUCGAGAUCAAGUACCACAGGGACAUCGUCCGCGAAACCGGCAGAGAGCCGUGUCUCCCAGAGCCGAAGCAUUACCUGGCUGCGCUCCUGCAGGUCAACAAGCUGAUCUAUGCCGAGGCGGCUCCCAUCCUUUACUCCCGCAACACCUUGGUCUUCUCCAAUGGCCUGGUCGACGCCAUAGACCCUCCUCUUAGCAACAGGCUUCGGUCUUUCAUCAUCACCACCCCAAGCUAUCUCCGCCAGUGUGUCCGCCACAUUGUCAUCUUGACAUACCUGCCGCGCCGAGGGUGGGUGCGCUGCUCGACGGAUCCGAACCACCAUGAGGAUCUGGAGCUCUGUGAGAUGAUGCAUCGGAUAGUUGCUCAUCUGCCGGGGGUGAGGAAGUUGGAUUUUGAUUUCGACGGGCCGUAUGGUCCGCCGGUGGGGAACCGUAGGAAGACUGUGGCGGUUAAGGGGUCGGAUAAUGAUAGGAAGCUUAACGAGUUGGUGGCUAUUUUGAAGGUCGGAAAGGUAAAAGGUGUUGGAUUAAGAUCCUCAGGAUGGUUGAACUUAUGGGAGCUUCGUGAAUCGAAUUGGAGUAAAGUUAUUAGUAGUCCGAGUUAG